AUGUGUGUAUCGCCACGCUUGUUUGCGUCUGAGUCGCUUGCUUACAAGGGAAGCCUUCCUGGCCACUCUGGUUGGGUCACCGCGAUUGCUACUUCGCAGGAGAACCCCGACCUUUUGCUUAGCGCUUCGCGCGACAACACCAUCAUUGUCUGGCAGCUCUCGCGUGACGAGACCAACUACGGCUAUCCGAAGAAGAUCCUCCACGGCCACAACCACUUUGUGUCCGACGUUGUGAUUUCUUCCGACGGCCAGUUUGCCCUUUCUUCUUCCUGGGACAAGUCCCUCCGCCUCUGGGACCUCAACACUGGCCAGACUACCCGCCGUUUUGUCGGCCACACUAGUGAUGUGCUGAGCGUCAGCUUCAGCCCCGACAACCGUCAGAUUGUGUCUGGUUCCCGCGACCGCACCAUCAAGCUCUGGAACACGCUCGGUGAUUGCAAGUUUAACAUUGUCGAGGACGGCCACACGGACUGGGUCAGCUGCGUUCGCUUCAGCCCCAAUCCGUCAAACCCCGUGAUCGUGUCGGGUGGUUGGGACCGCAUGGUCAAGGUGUGGGAGCUGAGCCGCUGCAAGCUUACGACCAACCACUUUGGCCACCAGGGCUACGUGAACACGGUGACCAUUUCUCCUGACGGCUCGCUCUGCGCUUCCGGCGGCAAGGACAGCAUUGUCAUGCUUUGGGAGCUCUCCGACGGCAAGCACCUCUACUCGCUGGAGGCAAGCGACGUUGUCAACGCCCUCGUCUUUUCUCCUAACCGCUACUGGCUCUGCGCCGCCACUGCGUCGUGCAUCAAGAUCUUUGAUCUCGAGAGCAAGUCGAUCGUGGACGAGAUCAAGCCCGAGUUCCCUGGGCUCGGCAAGAACGCUACCGAGCCCCAGUGCUUGUCCCUUGCAUGGUCGGCCGACGGCCAGACUCUCUUUGCGGGGUACAGUGACAAUAUCGUUCGCGUCUACUCUGUGAUCUAA
Molecule: messenger RNA, 966 nt
Organism: Malassezia vespertilionis
Lineage: Eukaryota; Fungi; Basidiomycota; Malasseziomycetes; Malasseziales; Malasseziaceae
Gene: cpc2
Product: cross-pathway control WD-repeat protein cpc2
Exons: 3
Coding region: 1-966 (321 amino acids)
Biological process (GO): rescue of stalled cytosolic ribosome; positive regulation of protein phosphorylation
Cellular component (GO): cytosol; nucleus
Molecular function (GO): protein kinase C binding; translation regulator activity; ribosome binding
Source: RefSeq, a predicted model, not a curated record